Messenger RNA from Canariomyces notabilis, 1494 nucleotides. RefSeq names its product RNA-binding domain-containing protein. NCBI's taxonomy places the organism in Eukaryota, Fungi, Ascomycota, Sordariomycetes, Sordariales, Chaetomiaceae. Bases 1 to 1494 code for a protein of 497 amino acids. Gene Ontology annotation, biological process: positive regulation of mRNA splicing, via spliceosome. The record is from RefSeq and is a predicted model, not a curated record. The transcript has 3 exons. Gene Ontology annotation, cellular component: spliceosomal complex. Gene Ontology annotation, molecular function: RNA binding.
AUGGGCAAGACCAAAGAUGUCAAGGCCGCCAAGGCCAAACCCGCUGCGAAGCCCGCUGCGCCCGUCAAGGCUGCUGCCCCCAAGGCUGUCGAGAAGCCCGCUGCUAAGUCUGCCAAGGACAUUGCCAAGAAGGCCGUCGUCUCCAAGGAGAAGGCUGUCAGCGACAAGAAGUCCAAGAAGAAGGUUGAGUCUGAGUCAGAGGAGAGCGACUCCGAGUCUGAGUCUGAGUCUGUGUCCAAGUCCGAGUCCGAGUCUGAGGCCGGGUCCGAGGACGAGAGCGCCAGCGAUGCCUCAGAUUCCGAGUCGGAUUCGGAGUCUGAGGCCGACUCUGAUGUCGAGAUGACCGAUGCACACCCCCCUGUCACCAAUGGCAAGGCCAAGGUCAACGGUGCUGCUAAGGCGAGCACCGAAUCCGACGAGUCAUCAGACGAGUCAUCCGACUCCGAUGACGAGGAGGAAGAAAAGCCUGCUAAGGCCGCCAAGGCAGUGAAUGGCAAGGCCAAGAAGGCUGAGUCUGAUUCUGAGUCUGACUCUGAGGAUGAAGAUGAGGAUGAGGACGCUUCGAGCGACUCCGACUCGAACGGCUCUGAUUCUGACGAGGACGAGUCCGAGGAGGAGUCCGAAGAAUCCGAGUCCACUGAGGAGAAGGCCGAGGCCCAAAAACCGUCCAAGAAGAGGAAGGCCGACGAGGAACCCGAGAAGGCGACCGAUAAUGCCUCCAAGAAGGUGAAGGCCGAUUCUGAUAAGAGCGCUACCCUUUUCGUUGGCAACCUCGGCUGGGGUGUCGAUGACAACGUGCUGUACGAGGAGUUCAAGCACAACGAGGGCAUCGUCGGUGCCCGGGUCGUCACCGAUAAGGAGACUGGUCGCUCACGUGGCUUUGGCUAUGUCGACUUCGACAGCCCCGAGGCUGCGGAGAAGGCUUACAAUGACAAGAAUGGUGCCUACCUCGAAGGCCGUGACAUGCGUCUUGACUUCGCCCAGAAGCCGAGCACCGAUGGCACACCCAACGCUCGUGCUGCCGACCGCGCCCGCAAACAUGGCGACGUCGUCAGCCCCGAGAGCGACACUCUCUUCGUCGGCAACCUCGCUUUCACCGCCAGUGAGGACUCUGUUUCCGCCUUCUUCAACGAAGUCGCUCAGGUUCAAAGCCUGCGGAUCCCUACCGACCAGGAUUCUGGUCGCCCGAAGGGUUUCGCGUAUGUGACCUUCUCCUCGGUUGAUGACGCCAAGUCUGCCUUCCAGGCUCUCAAUGGCUCCGACUUAGAUGGCAGGCCUGUCCGUCUGGACUUCGCCAAGCCCCGUGACAACAGCGGCGGCGGCGGCGGCUUUGGUGGUGGCCGCGGAGGCGGUCGUGGAGGCGGUCGUGGAGGUCGUGGCGGCCGUGGCGGCCGUGGUGGCUUUGGUGACCGUGGCGGUCGUGGAGGUGGUCGCGGUGGGUUUGGUGGGAACCGCGGGGGUGGUGGUUUCCAGGGCAAGAAGAUCACUUUCUAA